Molecule: messenger RNA, 2365 nt
Organism: Corylus avellana
Lineage: Eukaryota; Viridiplantae; Streptophyta; Magnoliopsida; Fagales; Betulaceae
Gene: PRS3
Product: phosphoribosyl pyrophosphate (PRPP) synthase 3
Biological process (GO): purine nucleotide biosynthetic process; 5-phosphoribose 1-diphosphate biosynthetic process
Cellular component (GO): ribose phosphate diphosphokinase complex; cytoplasm
Molecular function (GO): magnesium ion binding
Source: RefSeq, a predicted model, not a curated record
GGUGAUGUGUCUUUGUGCUAUUAGUUGCUGCAAAAGACCCAUUUUGCAGAUGGACUGCAUAGGAGGUUUAUUCAAACCAAAUACAACAGAUUUCAGAUUUAACAGAAGAGAGAAAGGAGAGAGACUGGCCAGACCCACGGCUGGGUCAGCCGUUGCCGUGGGUCUGGGUCUACCGUUGCCGUGGGUCUGUCAAUGCUUUCAUAUGAUAGGACCAGAUUGACCCUUUGAUUGUUUCGAUUUGGGGAUUUUGAUUUAGGGUUUGAAUUUAUGUGGGUUUUGUUGAUUGGAUUUUUCUUGAGUUGUUGAUACGUACUUUCAGUUACAGGCUGCCCACGUUCCGUUUGUCGAGGAAAGUGUGAAGGAGGCGGAUAGAGCUUUGAUCUCACACCUUCAUAGGUUGUCCGAGUUCAAGCAAUGCUAUAAGGAUUGCUGUAGAAACUCUGAUUUUGGUUCUGAUUUGCCAAUUGGGUCUUGCUUGGAAGCUCAGUUGCAAGAGAAUCAGAGCAAGCUGCGCACACUCGGGACCGUCUCAAACCGGUUACAGUUGGAGAUUGAUCAGAAAGACAACGAGGUUUUGGCUUUGAGGAAGACGUUGGGUGAGAUUCAGAAGAAAAAAUGAAUAUGAGCGAAGAAGUAAAAACCUUUGUUUCAAUCCUAUUUCAUAAGAUGAUUUUAACUUACGUGUCAACCAGGUAUUGGAGGCUGCAAAACUAGUCUUUUAACUGGAUAGUAGGGGCUCUCUUUUGGAAUUCAGGACAGAAAAGCCGUCAUCGUCCGUAGUGCUAGUGUUGCUACACAUAACAUUACAUUACAUUGCAGCAGUGACCGCCAUAUGGCGGCCACCCGACAGCUUUGCUCCCCGCCUACCCAAAACCCUAACCUCCCUCACUCUCACUCUCACGCCCUCGAAUCUCUUUCUCGACCCUCGGAAAUCAAAUUCUCGAAGAAGAAGAUCAGGAGCCACAGCAUCAGGUGCGAUAUCACGAGCUUCGACUUCGACAAGCCCCAGAACUGGGCCGAUCCGAUUCGCUUGAUUCACAACUCUUCUUCUUCUCACUCGCCCUCUUCCGUGCCAAUGGCCGCGCGCAAUUCGCCUCCUAAGAAUGUGAAGAAGGUCUGCCUGUUCUACUGCGCGGAGACCAAGGCCCUCGCCGAGAGAAUCGCUGCCGAGUCCGAUGCCAUUGAGCUCCGCGGCAUCACCUGGAGAACAUUUGAUGAUGGAUUCCCGAACUUGUUCAUACCCAAUGCGCAAGGCAUUCGAGGACAGCACGUGGCGUUUCUGGCGUCGUUUAGCUCCCCUGGACUGAUAUUUGAGCAGCUCUCUGUCGUUUACGCAUUGCCGAAGUUAUUCGUAUCGUCGUUCACCCUCGUGCUGCCCUUCUUCCCCACGGGAACUUCGGAGCGCAUGGAGGAUGAAGGAGAUGUUGCCACAGCUUUUACUCUUGCUAGGAUUUUGUCGCACAUACCCAUUUCGAGGGGAGGGCCUACUAGCCUAGUUACCUUCGAUAUCCAUGCUUUGCAGGAGAGGUUCUACUUUGGUGAUAAUAUUCUACCAUGCUUUGAGAGCGGGAUACCUUUGCUUAAAAGUAGGCUCCAAGAGCUUCCUGAUUCUGACAAUAUUUCCAUUGCUUUUCCGGAUGAUGGUGCAUGGAAACGAUUUCAUAAGCUACUACAGCAUUUUCCAACGAUUGUUUGUGCUAAAGUUCGGGAAGGAGACAAACGAAUAGUUCGAAUCAAGGAGGGAGAUCCUGCUGGACGGCAUGUUGUGAUUGUUGAUGAUUUGGUUCAGUCAGGUGGCACUCUUAUUGAAUGUCAGAGAGUGUUGGCUGCCCAUGGAGCGACAAAAAUCAGUGCUUAUGUGACACAUGGGAUAUUUCCUAAUAGGUCGUGGGAACGCUUUGAACGUGACAAUGGAGGGAAUCCUGAGAAUGGGCUGACCUACUUCUGGAUAACGGACUCAUGUCCAUUGACAGUAACUGCAGUAAAAAACAAGCCGCCAUUUGAAGUUCUUAGCCUUGCUGGUUCCAUAGCUGCUGCACUUCAAAUAUAAGAGAUGCUUGGGAGCAUCAAGUCACCAGCCUAAUCAUCGUCUUGUGGGGGGAAGUUAGUGCGUUAUAGACAGUGUUCUUUUUUUCUUUUUUUUUUUCCUUCCCCAUUGAACCAUGUUCAAGUGACUUUGGGGUCACCAUCUAUAGAGCAAUUAUGAUAACUAUAACUAUGGGGCGGCAGUUUAGUGGUUGAACAGAUAUUGCUUUGAGCCUUUGAUAGAGUAAAUAAUGUGCUGUUUGCUUAUCGUCUAUGGAGAGAUCUCUGUAGACUUCUGCUUGGAAUAAGAUUUGAAGAUAUGAGGGCCAUUGUGAAACAA